AUGGCGUGGCACGACGCCGACAGCUGGCUGUCGCGAAGCUUUGGGCCGUAUCUCUCCACCAUCCUCCUCGCAGCCUUCGUCUCCGUCGCCCUGCCGCUCCUCCUCCAUCUCUACAUCUACCGUAAAACAGCGCCCACCAGCCUCCCCGCCUUCCUGCUCAUCGGUCCCAGCGGCGCGGGCAAGACCGCUCUCCUCACUCUCCUCGAGCGCGGCAAUCCAUCUCCUACACAUACAUCCCAGGCACCUCUCAGCGUCGAAAUCACCCUUCCCUCAGACACGGCCGCCGCAUCGAACAAGUACCGCUCCGCCUCCGACCCCACCGCGCAAAAGAAUAGCCGCUUCCUCCUCAUCGACACGCCCGGCCAUGGCAAGCUCCGCCACUUCGCUUCCGCCCAGCUCGUCGCUCCGCAGAACCUCAAGGGCAUCAUCUACCUCGUCGACGCCGCGAACCUAAGCAGCGACAGCGCAGGUGUCUCCGGAAGCAGCAGUUCCGGCCUCACGGAAGCAGCAGAGUACCUUCACGACAUCCUUCUCGCGCUGCAGAAACGCUACACAAACACCAAGACGAGCAAGGGGCCCGGCGAGACGCCUGUGCUGAUUGCAGCAAACAAGAUGGAUCUUUUCACUGCGCUGCCGGCGCCGUUGGUCAAGGCGGCGUUGGAAGCGGAAAUCACGAGAGUGCGGGACACACGCGCGAAGGGCUUAUUGGAUAGUGGCAUUGGGAUGGACGAAGAUGGGGACAGGGAGGAGAGGGACUGGCUCGGCGAUGGGGGAGAGGGCAAGUUCACGUUCAAGCAGAUGGAGGAAGUCAAUGUCGUGGUUGAAGUCAAGGGAGGAAAUGUCGUGGGUGGGCAGGGCGGUGAGGUGGGUGAGUGGUGGGAAUGGAUUUCGAGGCAGCUCUAG
Coniosporium apollinis CBS 100218 is the source of this 903-nucleotide messenger RNA. RefSeq lists its product as uncharacterized. The record is from RefSeq and is a predicted model, not a curated record. NCBI's taxonomy places the organism in Eukaryota, Fungi, Ascomycota, Dothideomycetes. Bases 1 to 903 code for a protein of 300 amino acids. The transcript is spliced from 2 exons.